Molecule: messenger RNA, 5632 nt
Organism: Monodelphis domestica (gray short-tailed opossum)
Lineage: Eukaryota; Metazoa; Chordata; Mammalia; Didelphimorphia; Didelphidae
Gene: PRMT6
Product: protein arginine methyltransferase 6
Biological process (GO): peptidyl-arginine methylation, to asymmetrical-dimethyl arginine; chromatin remodeling
Molecular function (GO): protein-arginine N-methyltransferase activity; histone methyltransferase activity
Source: RefSeq, a predicted model, not a curated record
AUUUAUUGAGGAAAGAAAUGAACAGUAAGUUGGUAGAAAAUAGUCAUAGGCAACAUUCCCAGAGUUGUCUCAUUACCCUUCCCCACUUUCAAUAAUUUGGAUCUACAGUCUGGUUAAAAUCCCUAAUUCUCCCUGUUUUCAUCCACUCUCUUUGUUUUUUAAUGAUGUUAAAUCCAACAUGUUAAAUUUAUCAGGAUAAAAGUUUUAGCUCAUUCAUUAAUCUCCAUUGCUUUAGCAACUCUGAGAUCUUGGGUUUUUCUGUUUUUGCUUGUUUGUUUAUUUGUUUGUUUUGUCACAGAGGAAAAGGAUGCUUUUUGGGGUAAGCCUGGACAUUCUCACUAUGCAUAGAAACAAAGGUGGAUAAAAAGAAGUAAAAAUAAUCAGUGAGAAGUGAAAGAGAAAAGUUUAAACAAAAGUUCUAAACUGUUAAUAAAUACCUACAUCUUGCAAUUGAGUUUCUUUCUCUCAUCAUUUUACUAAAAUUAUUCUCAAAGGUAACUAUUAACAAAAUUCAGUCACCUUUUUUUUUUCAGUACUCUUCUUCAGUUUUUCACAUUAUGAUCUGCCAAAGUUUGGCCAAUCAGCUGAAGGAAUGAGGCAUGGAGGGCUCCCCAAAUAGCCAUAGACUUUACAACUAAUCUUAUGUCAGCCUGUGCCAUGAAGAACUUGGAUGAUUAAACUUAGCAUGGAAAUAGUUAUGCCUGGAGUGGAGACCCUUUAGCUGUGGUCAGACAGAGACAUAUCCUAAGAGGUUCUAGACAGAUGACCUUGAAUAAACCAUUUAUUCUCGCUGGAUCUCAAUUUCCUUAACUAUAAAAUAUGAGUGAUGAACUAGAAAAUUUCAAAGGUCCCUUCUGGCAAUAAAGUCUUCCUUCUCAAUAGAGUUGGAAUGACUCUUUAAAAAACUAUGAAAAAUAAUCCACUUCAACAUCAUUGUAUUAUAUAAUCAGGUUCAGUUAAGCAUCCUUAAAUUCACUAAAUGUAGAUUAAUGGCUGUUAGUUCAAAAGAAAUAAUCACUACACCUUUGGAUUCAAACUAGAUAAUACUAAUUAGAAAUUAAUGGGGAUAAAAAGCAGUGAUUUAGGAUAGGCAGAGAUCUACUCAAAUAGGGUAGGGGGUCAAAUUAUUUCGUACAAUAUGAACCCAAAUUCUUGCUUCUAAAUGCACCUGCCUACCAUAAUACAAGUAAACAUACAUUUAUUUAGGCAAUCACUAUAACUGACCAUAGCAUACAGGACAAAAUAAAAACACCUCCUGCAUACUAUUAAAGAGGUUACAUUCUCCUCCAAGAAUUGAUGCAGAGCAAAAGGAGCAGAACCAGAACAUAGUACACAGAGUAUGGGACUAUGAAAUAUAAUAGAUUUUUCUAUUAGCAGCAAUGCAAUCCAGGACAAGCCAGAGGAAUUUGAGAAAGAAUGCUAUUCACAUCCAAAGAAAGAACUGUGGGAAUAGAAAUGCAGAAGAAAACAUAUGAUACAUUAUGUAGAUCUAUAUGGAUAUGAUUGGGGUUUUGAUGUUAAAAGAUUACUGCAAAUAUGAAUGGCAUGGAAAAAGGUUUUGAACAAUGAUACAUGUAUAACCCAAUGGAACUGCUUGUCAGCUCCCGAAGGAGGAAAGAAAGACCUCUAUCAUGAAACAUGUACCAUGGAAAAAUAUUCUAAAUAAAAAAAAGUAAAGAAAAAAAUAAAUAUUUACUACCAAAAAAAAAAAGAGGCUCCAUUCUACUGAUCCUACUAAAAACAGCAAGAGUAAAGGGGAAGACAGAGGAGGAAAAGGACUGGAGGAACUCUUAUUAAAACAAAAAUAAAAUAGGUACCAUUUAUAUGUAGUAACUGAAAAAACACAGAACUACCAAAGUAGUUAUAAUCAGGGUCUUUAAUCUAAAAGAGGUAGAAAAAUUAACCUGGGAAGACAUCAGUCCCAGGACUUCCACUGAACUACAGAAUGCAGUGUGCUUAUCCAGAUUUUGGAAAAGGCAGAGUCCUGUCAACUCACUUGGGACCUGUAAUGACUGAGAGGCACAGAUGCAAGAGCCAAAGGCUAUGAUACCUGGGAAUAACCUAGAUACAAAAGGAGAAACAAAGAAAACAAAAAGGGUAUUUUAAAUUUGACUAAUCAACUUUCCUUUCCAGGCUGCUCAAUGGAUGGUAUUUAGUCUGGGACUAGGGUCAGUCAGGGAGUUUCUUGAGGCUAGUUCCCACACGACAAAGGUAACUUUGUGGUUUCAAAAAACAAGGUUGUCAGUAGCGUUUUAAUGUUUGCAAAGCGCUUUACAAAUGUAUUAUUUUUGUUUCAGAAUUUCAGAAUUCAGAAUACAUUCUACCUGAAUAAACACUUGUAGAUUUUCUGCAGCCCUACUAAACUGAAGAACAGUCAUGGGGGUGGGGGUGGGAGCAAUUUUCGAGUAAGGAUCUGCAAUAGGGUGUAAAUAGAGGAGUGGGUCCCAUUCACACAAAAGGGUGUAAAUACGAAAGGAGGAGGGGUCCCACUCACAAAAUAACGUGAGAAGAGAGGACCGGACCGUCUCUCAAAAAGGAUGUGUACUCAAAGGAGGUGAUGACCGUCUCUCACAAUGAUGUGAACUCAGAGGAGGUUAUGACUAGGGUGGGAAAGUAGCGGGUGGCCAGGUACAAGUUCUGCUGGAGGAUAUAAGAGCCGCGGUAGGAACGCCGGGAAACAGCCAGGAAGGAAGUGGUUGUAGACUACAAGUCCCAGAAGUCAGCGGGGGCGUCAGCGGCUCGGAAGCGGGCCGUGGCGCGGGAAGGCGACGUUCGCCCCGCAGUCCCACGGAGGGGCUCUGGCUGAGGCAAUAUGUCGUUGCCCAAGAAGAGAAAGACGGACGCGGCUGACGGCGGCGGAGGAGAGGGCAGUGCCGGCGAAGAAGAAGAUGGCGGAGAGCGCGACCCUGGCGGGCCAGGGGAGGCCCAGGAGAGCGAGCAGGGCGCGCGGGAUCGUCUGUACUACGAAUGCUAUUCGGACGUGUCUGUGCACGAGGAGAUGAUAGCUGACCGCGUCCGCACGGACGCCUACCGUCUGGGCAUCCUGCGCAACUGGGCGUCGCUGCGGGGCAAAACGGUGCUGGAUGUGGGCGCGGGCACAGGCAUCCUGAGCGUGUUUUGUGCCCAGGCCGGCGCGCGGCGCGUGUACGCCGUGGAGGCCAGCGACAUCUGGCAGCAGGCCCGUGAGGUGGUGCGGCUCAACGGGCUGGAGGACCGCGUGCACGUGCUACCGGGCCCUGUGGAGACCGUGGAGCUGCCUGAGCGUGUGGACGCCAUAGUCAGCGAGUGGAUGGGCUACGGGCUGCUGCACGAGUCCAUGCUGGCGUCUGUGCUGCAUGCACGCGCCAAGUGGCUCAAGGAGGGCGGCCUCCUGCUGCCAGCGUCGGCCGAGCUUUUCCUAGCGCCCAUCAACGACCGGACGCUAGAGUGGCGCCUGGGUUUCUGGGGGGAGGUGAAGCAGCGCUAUGGCGUGGACAUGAGCUGCCUGGAGGGCUUCGCCACCCGCUGCCUCAUGGGGCACUCAGAGAUCGUGGUGCAGGGGCUGACCGGUGAGGAGGUGCUGGCCCGGCCGCAGCGCUUUGCCCAGCUGCAGUUGGACCGCGAUGACUUGCAGCAGGAGCUUCAGGCUGGCGUGGGCGGGCGCUUCAGCUGCCGUUGUUAUGGCUCGGCUCCCAUGCACGGUUUCGCCCUCUGGUUCCAGGUCACCUUCCCUGGUGGGGAUGGCGAAAAGCCCCUAGUGCUGUCCACUUCGCCUUUCCACCCGGAGACUCACUGGAAGCAGGCGCUCCUCUACUUGGACGAGCCGUUGCAGGUGGAGCAGGACACGGACAUCUCCGGAGAGAUCACGCUCUCGCCUUCUAGGGACAACCCACGCCACUUGCGGGUCCUGCUCCGCUACAAAGUGGGGGACCAGGAGGAGAAAACUAAGGACUUUCGCAUGGGGGAUUGACCCUGAACACCAAGCCUCCCUUCCUUUCACCCCAGAGGCAGAGGGAUUGGGAGACUCAGAGGGAAGGGAGGCACAAAGAUAAGACUGAGAUUUUCGAUUGCCUUUUACCUCGUUUGGCACUUGGGGAGAGGGGUGGAGUUUGCUGUGGCCUCAAGUCUUCUCUAGAGAAGACAACUUUCUGGUGAUUGUAACGCUGUUUUUAAAAAAGUGCUUACUAACAAUUUUUUAAAAUCUCAGAUGCAUGUAGCACAGAGCACUUUUUGACCUUCGUUCGUUUUGGGGGAGGGAAAGGGACGAAAGAAGGGAGAAGCUCCAGAAAGGGAGAUACCUUUUGGUCCUCUCUUUCUUCUAAAGUUCAGAGAGAUCUGGGAAGGUCUCCUUCCAAUUAGGCCUUCUGAAUGUUCAGUCUGACUUUAAUAUCUCUCCAGUGCCAUAUUUUCUCAAUCUGGGAACUGUAAUAAAGGGGUUUUUUAUGUGGGGAGAGAGGAGAGGAUUUUCUCUCACAGAACUCUUUCCCCUCCCAAUGGCUUUUUUUUUUCUUUCUGUCUUCUGCUUAAGACAUUGUCUCAUAUCUAAAUACUAUUCUUGGAUUGUAAAGAACAUUGUAGCAAUAAGGACAGGUAUAAAGUGAACAGCAAGGUUGUGCUCAAUUUUUAAAAUAGCCAUGUUCUCUGGAAUAAUUUCCAUUUAUAGAUUUGUCACAUUGGUGGGGUGCUAAAGUGAAUUGGGCAAAUUACUUCCAUUAAGUAAAUUGGAAUGUUACUUCCCAGUUUCACAACCUAAUCUAAGAAACUUGUGUGGUGCACUGUAUGGUAGAACAGUUGAAGGGAAAUAAAUGUUUAAACUAAAUGUUUUUCCCUUACUCAGUUGAUAUCUUUCUAAGAAAAUAUAGAAGUUUCCAGUUUCCUUUUUUUUUAAAAAGGAGACCCUUAGGCUACAAAUUAUUUUCAUUCUUAUUCGAUAAGUGGAAUUAAAAGCCUCAAUUUCUGACCAAUGGGUUUUUUUCUUAAACCUAAGAUACUAUAGUUUCAACCAAUUAACAGAAAAACAAAUCCUUUAGAAGAAUACUUGUUCUGUAAAGUGGAAUAUUUCUUCUCUAAAUUCCCUGAUUUAGACAGAUCAUGUGAUCAUGUGGGCCUGGCCUUUUAAGAUAUGAAUUUAAGGAUUUGAGUAGUUUGUACCCUUUUUAUCUGAGCCAAAAGUAAAGUCUUGUGAAUAUGAAAAAAUCCCAUAUAAUGAAGUGUGUACUCCCCCAUUUUAUUGGUAUUAGUUUUCUCUAUAGUGAAAAUUUUGAAAUGCUUCAUUUUUCUAAUUGAGAUUAGAAAUCUUGUCCAUUGUUCAUGGCUUAAAUUUUUUGAUUCUGUUUUGGAUUUUGGUCAGCUCUUGAGAAAAGUCAGAAACUCCUUCAGAAUAUAGCCUCAGGGAAAUUAAAACUAUGUCAUUUUUAUUUGUUUGCUUUUUAAACAUCCUAACAUAAAAUGUUCGACAUGAACAAAUUACAUUCCAUAGCAGUCAGAUUUUAUUUAUUUCAAUACUUAAGAUGUUUUGGAUACUCAUCUUUUUUUGCAGAUUAUUGUAAAUAAGUUUCUGUAAGAAUUCUUUCUCUGAAGGGGAACCUUUAUUCAUAAGACCAACAUGUUUACAUGUUUACUGAAUGCCAAUAAAAAGUAUACUUUUAUUACC